AUGCCUCCAAAAGAAGCACCUAAGAAAUGGAAACCUCCUAAGGGUCCCAAGCCCGUCCACCGUAAAAACAAAAAUACUAUCGGACUGGGAAGAGCCAUCCAAACUGCUCGUGCGAAAGAAAAUGAAAUUCAAAUUUUGCCAGAUGGUGAAAUGCGGUUUACCACUGACAAGCAUGAAGCUAACUGGGUGAAGUUAAGAUCUGUGACACAGGAAUCUGCGCUUGAUGAGUUUUUGAACACUGCAGAACUUGCUGACAAAGAUUUUGCUGCAGACAGACACUCUAAUGUAAAAAUCAUCAGGAUGGACGCUGGAAGCGACUCGAGAUCCCAGGUUGUAUCGCUGAGCAAUAGUCAGAAACAGCAGCUAAGUGAAAAACAAAGAAGCCAAGCUGAAAAUCUAAUCGUUCCUAGAAGACCUGCGUGGACUGAGAGCAUGACUCGAUUGCAAUUAGAUAGACAAGAAAAAGAGGCCUUUUUGAAUUGGAGGCGAAAAUUGGCUACUCUUCAGGAAAACAACGAAGAUCUGCUCCUCACACCUUUUGAAAGAAAUAUCGAGGUGUGGAGACAACUUUGGAGAGUCAUUGAAAGAUCGGACCUAGUAGUUCAGAUUGUCGAUGCCCGUGACCCGCUGCUCUUCAGGUCGAGAGAUUUAGAGCUUUACGUCAAGGAACUACACGAGGGAAAACAAAACUUGCUUUUGGUCAACAAGGCUGAUCUACUUACCAGAAGACAAAGAAUAAUGUGGGCCAAGUAUUUCUUGUCUAGGGACAUAUCGUUCACUUUCUUUUCCGCUGCAAGAGCAAAUGAAAUCCUAGAGAAGCAGAACGAGCUUGGCGAAGAUUACGUUCACAAAGAGGUACAAGAAGAAGAGAUCCCAGAGCUUGAUGGUGAGAUAGUUGACGCUGAAGUGCUAGAAAAAAUCAAGAUUCUGAAGAUUGAUCAGCUAGAGAACUUAUUUUUGGACAAAGCACCUAAAAGUCCUCUCAUCACACCCCUACCUGGAAAAGAUCCCAUAAUACAAAUCGGUUUGGUCGGGUAUCCCAAUGUUGGUAAGUCCUCGACCAUUAAUGCCCUUGUGGGAGCUAAAAAGGUCUCGGUGUCUGCGACGCCAGGUAAAACUAAACACUUCCAAACCAUCAAGCUAUCGGACCGUGUCAUGUUAUGCGAUUGUCCGGGUUUAGUCUUCCCUAAUUUUGCGUACAAUAAGGGUGAGCUUGUUUGCAACGGUGUAUUGCCAAUUGACCAACUUCGAGACUACGUGGGACCUUGUAGUCUAGUCGCAGAAAGAAUCCCCAAGUACUUUAUCGAGGCGACCUACGGUAUACACAUUCAGACUAGAUCAGAGGAAGAAGGUGGAAACGGCAUUCCUACUGCUCAAGAAAUUCUUGUUUCUUACGCUAGAGCACGCGGUUACAUGACCCAGGGGUUUGGUGCUGCCGAUGAAUCUCGUGCAAGCAGAUACAUUUUGAAAGAUUACGUGAAUAGUAAACUGCUUUACGUUAAUCCUCCACCUCAUCUGGAAGAUGAUGCGCCCUUCACCAAAGAGGAAUGUGAAGAAUUUAACAAGGAGCUCUACACUUUCGACAAGCUUCCUCAGUCUAGACAAGAACAGCUGGCCGAGGCCGCUAAGCAUAAGAACAUCGAGGACUUCGAUCUGGCACGUGAUCUGGGCAAACUGACGUUCUCCGCCCAUAUUGGACAAGGAGCCGAAGGCCAGGAGGCUAGAUCAGUAAACCAUGGUGGUAAGCAGGCUGCUCUUCACAAUGCCGCUCACGAUCUUGACAACGAGUUUUUCAAAAUGAACAAUGUGCAAGGACAUCUAACAAGUCCUUUCCAUAAAUCUCAGAACAGCUCAGAAAACGGAAAGAGACACAACAAGAAAAACAAGAAGAGCAAAAAGAAGUCAUCGGCCUUGGUCGACUAA
Messenger RNA from Lachancea meyersii CBS 8951, 1923 nucleotides. NCBI's taxonomy places the organism in Eukaryota, Fungi, Ascomycota, Saccharomycetes, Saccharomycetales, Saccharomycetaceae. The record is from the annotation of a GenBank genome assembly.